Molecule: messenger RNA, 5208 nt
Organism: Lepisosteus oculatus (spotted gar)
Lineage: Eukaryota; Metazoa; Chordata; Actinopteri; Semionotiformes; Lepisosteidae
Gene: man1a1
Product: mannosidase, alpha, class 1A, member 1
Biological process (GO): carbohydrate metabolic process; mannose trimming involved in glycoprotein ERAD pathway
Cellular component (GO): extracellular exosome; Golgi membrane; endoplasmic reticulum
Molecular function (GO): calcium ion binding; mannosyl-oligosaccharide 1,2-alpha-mannosidase activity
Source: RefSeq, a predicted model, not a curated record
GUCUCUCGUGGACCAAGAAAGGCUCAUUGUGCUGCAAUACUGGAUUCAUUCAAAAAUAGGGUUUUGAAUGUUUUUGUGCAGAAUUUACUAGCCUUAUGCACUCCUAACUACUAAAUAUUUCCCGUUGAACCCGAUUUUAUUUAACAUACUCAUGUUUAACAUUGCUUUCCAUUUAAUUGAACUAAAAAUAAGAUAAAUCUAUGUAAAACAACGUCCAUAUUACGCGAUCUAGAGGAUAUAAUUAUGUGACUGUAGAGCACCUCUGGAACUACGAAAAAGAUUGAGCUGGAGCUAAAUCCUGUCACUUCAAGAUCGAGAUUCACUUUAUUGAUCUAUUCGACAUAUUUAAUGUUUUAUUAAAGGAGAUCCUUUUCUUUUUAAUUCUGAAAACUGCGAUUAAGGCACCCAAAAACCGUUCAGAUCGGGAGAGAAGUGUUCAGCUUUAAACAUUUUCUUCCUGCGUUUGUUCGGACCCACUUUCAUCUUCUCAUCGGAGAAGUGGGGUGAGAAAAGACGCUCCUAAUCGACCACAGUCGGGACUGGGAAGUACUUGCCAGAGGAGGAGACCAUGCCAGCUGCAACUCUGCUGCCGUUCACGGCUACCCCGAGUAGGAAGUCCGCCAACCCCAGCGCCUUUCGGCUCACGGAGAAAUUCAUCCUGCUGCUGGUCUUCAGCGCCUUCAUCACGCUGUGCUUCGGCGCGAUCUUCUUCCUGCCGGACUCCUCCAAGCUGCUGAGCGGGGUGCUCUUCCACUCCUCCCCGCCGGCGGAGGCGGCUGCGGACGGCGACCCCGGCGCCCCGGGCAGCGACGGCGAGAAGUUGGCCAAGAUCCGGCGGGACCACGAGAAGGCGCUGGUGGAGGCGAAGGACACGCUGCAGAAGCGGCCGGACGAGAUCCGCCAGGACAUCCAGCAGGACAAGGAGAGGGUCCUGCGGGACGGGCUCGGCAGGGCAGGCGGCGACCACCCGCUGCCCGACAUCGACUACCUGAGGCCCCCGGGAGCCACCGGCCGGGAGCCGGCGGAGCCGGAGACCAGGGAGAGGAGGGCGAGGAUCAAGGAGAUGAUGAAGUUUGCCUGGGACAGUUACAGACGUUAUGCCUGGGGAUCAAAUGAGUUAAAGCCGAGCUCAAAACAAGGACAUUCCAGUAAUUUGUUUGGAAGCAUUCAAGGAGCAACUAUAGUGGACGCACUUGACACCCUGUACAUGAUGGAGAUGUAUGAGGAGUUUGAAGUGGCCACGGAAUGGGUCGAGAAGAAUUUAGACUUCAAUGUGAAUGCUGAAGUCUCCGUCUUCGAAGUGAACAUCCGGUUUGUUGGUGGACUGCUGUCAGCCUAUUAUCUCUCGGGCAAAGAGGUGUACAGAAAGAAAGCAGUGGAGCUCGGAGAGAAGCUUUUGCCAGCCUUCAAAACCCCCACUGGCGUCCCGUGGGCCCUGCUGAAUUUGAAGAGUGGAAUUGGGAGAAACUGGCCAUGGGCGUCUGGAGGCAGCAGUAUAUUGGCAGAAUAUGGUACUCUUCAUCUGGAGUUCAUGCACCUCAGCAAACUUUCUGGGAACCCUGUUUUUGCAGAAAAGGUAAUGAAUAUUCGCAAGGUUUUGAAUCGUUUGGACAAACCACAAGGACUGUACCCAAAUUAUUUAAACCCUAACAGCGGACAGUGGGGACAGCAUCAUGUGUCGGUAGGAGGACUCGGAGACAGUUUUUAUGAGUACUUGCUCAAGGCAUGGCUGAUGUCGGAUAAGACUGAUGAAGAAGGCAAAAAGUUGUACUACGAUGCCGUUCAGGCCAUAGAGACGAAUCUGAUCCGGAAGUCGAGCGGGGGUCUCACGUACAUCGCGGAAUGGAAGGGGGGCUUGCUGGAGCACAAGAUGGGCCACCUGACCUGCUUCGCUGGGGGGAUGUUUGCUCUGGGCGCAGACGGAGCCCCGAGUGACCAGACUGGGCACCACAUGGAACUGGCCGCGGAGAUUGCCCGCACGUGCCACGAGUCCUACGCCCGCACCUCGCUGAAGCUGGGGCCGGAAGCCUUCCGGUUCGACGGGGGUGUGGAAGCGAUCGCGACGAGGCAGAACGAGAAGUACUACAUCCUGCGGCCUGAAGUCAUAGAGACCUACAUGUACAUGUGGAGGUUCACUCACGACCCCAAGUACAGGGACUGGGGCUGGGAGGCAGUGCAGGCGCUGGAAGAGCACUGCAAGCUGGACGGAGGAUACAGUGGGGUUCGAGAUGUCUAUGCCAGCCACCCAAGCCAUGACGAUGUGCAGCAGAGCUUCUUCUUGGCAGAAACACUCAAGUAUCUGUAUUUGCUGUUUUCUGAGGAUGAUCACCUACCCUUUGACCACUGGGUGUUCAACACAGAGGCACAUCCGUUGCCAGUAAUAAGGAAAGAAGACGCUGACAAACCCAAACAGCAGAAAUAGAGCCAGCGACACCCUUAGGUGAGGAAUAUGGAACUCGAGAUGACAGCUCAGACUCUUUCUACUCGUCUGCCUUCUGAUUCUUCCUUACUACAGUGUCAGAGGCGUCCUACCACACAGACGCGUACGGAGAGGCGACAUUCUGACACCUGAUCCUUUCAUCAUGUCCGGGGGGAUCAACAGCUCUGGCAGUCCAGGCUUGUUAGUCGUUUCAAGACACUUUUUCCUCAAGACUCCGUUGAGCCUCUGAGAAACAAGGUUCCUCAAAGUGUUUUUGUCACCUUAUAGAAGAGAGAUAGCAGUCUGCAUGUUCCCUGUUUUGUAACAGACAGUUUUGACUGCUGUGAUGUUGCAGAGGCUGUAAGACACUUUCCUCCUCUGUGAGGAGACGAGGCCACUUUCAGUUUUAAUAUUUGCUGUCACAAAAAAAGCCAUAACGAUUAUAGAAAGCUUUAUACAAAGGAACAUUUUGUGAAUGUAUGUGUGUCAAAAUCUCAUUGUGGUUUAGAUCUUUUUUUGCCUUUAACAUUUUAUUAAUUGCUGGUCAUAUUUUUUUUAAUUCUAUGAUAAAAUUAGGUUUUUAGUAGGAUUUAGUUCUGAUGAAGACAUGGGGCUGUUUUAAUACUGGUAGCCAGUGCUAAGCAACAUCUAAUCAGAUUAAAAUAGUGCCUUUAGUCUAUAUCAUGUACGAUAAGUAAUGUCAUACAAAUGCCAAGCUUUUAAUUUAUUUCAGAGUAAUUUAAAUUGCAGAUAAAGACUGAAGUGGUAAUUUAUUCUCAAGAUUUUUAUCUCUUCCACAUUGCCACCUACUGGAAAAAUGUAUCCCUUUUUCUCCAAACUGCUUACCCAUUCAGAGUGCUGGUCUACUUAAAACCUUGCAUUAAGGUGAUCGUCUCUUUACGGUUCCCCUCGUAUGUGUUCCUAAGAGUGUAUAUUAUGUAUAUCAUUUAAAGUUAUAAUUGUGUCAAAGCAUCAUAAAUUAAGCCAUUUACUGUAAGAUAGGUAGGAUCUUUCUUUGAUCUGUCUAUCCAAUGCGCAUUUUUGCUCUUUAGUUUGAUUUGUGCAGGAGUUGCUUGUUAGUUUGUUGUGAGAAAAUGUCAGAUGGGAUUUUUAAAGUAUGUAUUAUGCAGGUCCCUUUUUUAUUAAUUAUUAAGCUACUGUUAAUAAUUUCUAACUGGAGUUGUGUUCCCUGCCGUGCAGAAUUCAGUAGGAAGAGAUCACGUAGUGUAAGCGCUUGAGUCAGUCCUGAGUGGAUAAAUGAGUGUAUGCGAGUGGGGCUACAGUGUUAAGAGUAAAAAUUAUAGGACGUUUCCCUCCCUCCCGUUGUUCCUUGAAAGCACAAAUUGUUGAUAUGGAUUAACUGAUGUGUGUGUAGUAGGAAUAUCCCAGCCAGUUCCAAACAAGCACAAGCAGAAGACACAAAUUGUAAUGGAGAGAUGCAAGAAAUGCUUACAUUGACUCUGUUCUACACUGGAUUAUAUUUUGAACUAGUCAUCUGUAUACUGUACAGGAGAUGUAAGAUUAGGGGGCUGUAAAUUCAGUACAACUGUUUCACCUUUCUGGGGGUUCUUUAAGCUGGAUACUCUUUCCAGUCGGGAAUUCUGGUAGAACACAUCUAACAGUAAGCGUUGUGCACAGUGAGGUGACAUUUCACAAAGCAAAUGUGCAUGUUUUUGCUGGAACCUAAACUGGAGCUUUUAGCUGCAUGAGGUUAUUAGACUUAUAAGGGAAUCUAAUUUUGUCUGCUUAAGAUUCAUCAUAUAUAUUUGACUGGCUGUAUUGAUUUUAAUUGCCUUUUUUACACCAUAUUAUACCUAAUGAACAUUUUAGGCCGUGGGUAUUUUCUCUUCAGGAGGCAUACAUGUUAUUUUUGGGAAAAUGGCAGCCUAAAAUCUUGCUUCUUUGUCAGAUUUUUGUCUUGGUUUAAUAUAUUUUUGUUACAAAUCUUACUGUAUACGUUUCUAUGAAUGUAAACUACAGUAUGUGCAAUUUUUUAGACAUGUGUCAGUUCAUUUCCUGUGUAAAUACACUGUCUGGGGCAAGAGUCUGUGUUUAUGAGGUAUAGUGUGAUCUUCAGCUGGACUUUCACCUGUGCUCAGUCAUAUACCAUUCAGUGGAAGGGAAAAUAUUCACAUUACACUGUGACAAUCUAUGUACUUGAUAUUGUUUCAGGGGUUAAUUUAUCUCCCUAAAAUAUUCCUGUAUUGAUUUGUAUUUUAGCAUUCUUUUAAUGUUUCUUGUUUCUUUGGUAAUGUUUGUUUUAAUGGAUAAUUACUUAUCAAAAUCCAUGUCAAGUAAAAUGAAAACUACAAUCAUUUGCUAGGGUAAACAGCUAAGCUAAGCCUUGGUGGUUAUCUGUAGAGUUACUCAGAACUUUAAUGUGCUGUAUAACAUUCAGUAAUAAGUCAUCUCCUCAAGUCUUUAAGAAUCGUGGUGUUAAUUUCAAAUUGAACUUAUGUGGUUGCAUAUCAUGAAGAGCCAUCUUAUAUUAUAAUGCCUUUUUGUAAAGUUGUUCUUUAUGGUUUUUGUUAAAACAUAAAGAUGUAACUGUACAAUGUUGCUGAUAAUCAUUCCAUUGCACAUAGUUUAUUUUCAUUUAUAUGCAAUUUAAUAUGUGAAAAGUGUCGUUUUCUUGUUUUGAAUAUGUAAAUAAUCCAUUCAGGCAAAUAUGCCACUAUACAUUUAUAUAAAUCUUAUGACAUUAUGGAAUUAAUGAUGAUAAGGAGCUGCAAAGUUUUUAAUAACUAUAUUUGUUACACGAUUGUGAAUAAAGAAAAUCUUUUAAUACC